AUGUCAACUAAAUCAAAAAUAUGCGUUGUGUGCGGGGAAUGGGCUAAAGGCAAUAAUUUCGGUGUCAUUACAUGUCAAUCGUGUAAAGCAUUCUUCCGGAGAAAUGCCAACAAAUCCAAUGAAUGGAUACUGAAUGAGGAGGAAAGGCAUUUGAGACGUAAACAGAUCGAGGAGAACAGGAUUAGGAAACUCAACAAGUCUUACACCAGUAGUAAACCUAUUAAAGGGACAGUUAGUCAGGAAUCGGACGACUCGUCAGACUCUUCAUUGUCAUCACUAUUA
Oppiella nova is the source of this 282-nucleotide messenger RNA. Lineage: Eukaryota; Metazoa; Arthropoda; Arachnida; Sarcoptiformes; Oppiidae. The record is from the annotation of a GenBank genome assembly.